This is a messenger RNA of Rotaria sp. Silwood1, 2052 nucleotides long. Lineage: Eukaryota; Metazoa; Rotifera; Eurotatoria; Philodinida; Philodinidae. The record is from the annotation of a GenBank genome assembly.
AUGUCGUCACGAUUUCUGGUGUCAUCCAGUAGAAUUUCUACGCAUCGUCGGUGUGACAAUUGUGGUGUUACUAUCGAUUACGUGGUUUGGAAACAAUGUACAGUAUGCGAAGUGUUUGAUUUAUGUCCUACAUGUGCUAAACCUGAUUAUGCUGAAUUACUACCUGAAACACAUAAUCAUCAUGAAUACUGGCAUCAAAAACUAUCGAAAACUGAGCCAAUAACUGACGAGUGCCUGAAGUGGUUACCGGUCGAAGAAGCUGAAAAAAAUGGAAGAGAAGCUCGAAAGAAAAUAAAACAAAAAAAAUAUGAGCAGAUACAAAAGGAGAAAAAAAUCGAAAAUGAUUAUGAAGUGUACAUAGUUACAGAAAGGUUAAAGCAACUGGCCAAUGAAUUAUCAACAACACCCCAAGAAACAGAAUUGAAUCAAUUGAAUGCAUUGAUUGCCGGAUACCAUUUGCAAUCAUUUCAACGGAACAUACGUGUACUCAGCUUAGACGGUGGUGGUGUACGUGGUUACAUGCCUAUCAAAAUUCUUGCUCAACUUAUAGCAGAAAAAUUUCUCUCAAGCCCUCAACAAUUUAAUCCUAACGAUGCAGCUCACAAGGAACAAUUUAAAACAGCUCAGUUGCGCUUUACGGAUCAGUUUGAUUAUUUGGUCGGUACCAGUACCGGUGGACUCAUCGCCUUUUGUUUGGCUAUAAAUCAUAAUAUAUUAGAUAUGAUGGAUAUCUAUGCAAACUCUUCUUAUUAUUUCAAGCGCAACUAUUUGGGACCCUUGAUCUAUUCUAAAUAUGAUCCAUCUCGUAUACAUCAUAAGAUUGAUGAAAUAAUCAAUGGAAUUCAACUAAAAGAUGGUACUCGAUUAUCAGCUGAAAGUGCUACUUUACUUGAUAUUCAUAAUCUCUUGAACCCUGAUAAUACAAUUGAUGAUGAAAAAUCGAUAUCGAUCGUUCCAUAUCGUAGCAAUUCCUUAGAAUUUGUUGAUGAUAAGAUCUUUACAGAGGAUCUAGAGCCUAUUAAUGAACUUGGCAAUCUUUAUCGUGUCAAACGUGAAAAAGUAUUACUGAUUACUGCGUACAACACAACAACGGAUAGUAUGGCAAUAUUUAAUACAAGUUAUGCUAAGCAUUGGGGCUAUCGUAUUGCAGAUGUAUUAAAAGCUACUAUGGCCGCUCCAACUUAUUUUCCACCAUAUGAAGUAUGCAGUGGAAAGAAACAUAAUGAACAUUUCGUGAAAGAUGGCACACCCGAAUUAUAUAUUGAUGGCGGUGUAUUUGCUAACGAUCCAGAGUUAGCUGCGUUAUGGGCAAUACGAAUGCAAUGGAAAAAGUCAGUCAAUUAUCAUUUACUUUCGAUUGGUACAGGUUGUUAUAAUACAACACUAUCAUCAUCUACAUGGGGUGCUGCUACUCCUACAACUGAUGAACAAACAGUCACAGGUGUUUUAAAUCGCCAUAAUUGGACUGAUAUUGGAGCAGUGAUUGAUGUUACUGGAAGUAUGUCUGGUUGUUAUGCUCAGAUUAAUCAAUGGGUAGCUUUGAGUCACUCGAAUAAACUCGUUCAAUGUUUUGUCUUUUUCAAUGAUGGUGAUGAUACUCCAGAUGCAGAUAAAGUCAUCGGAUCUACAGGUGGACUCUAUGGUGUAUACACAAGAGAAGGAAUGGCGAAAGUUUUGGAAACUUUAAAUACAGCUAAGAUGAAUGGAAAUGGUGGGGAUAGUUCUGAAAAUGACGUUGAAGCUAUCAUCUUUACAAUCACUGGUUGUCCUACAUGUGAAAAUAUUAUCCAUAUUGCUGAUAAUGAAGCAACACCUAGAGAUCUGAUUCUUUUAGACAGAGUUACCAAGCCGGUCAAAGUGAUUGUCUGUAAACUUUCCUCAAGUAGUCUUGUAAAUCCAAAGUUGUUAGAUAUUGCCUACAAAACUGGUGGCUCUUUGCAUACAUUGGAUUUGGAUGUUGAAACAUUAGGAUCUGUGAAAGUUGGUGAUACAAUCAAAGUUGGUACAGGCACUUAUCGGCUGGAAGCAUCUGGAUUUGUACGAAUUGCUUAA